AUGGCCCGGUUUUCUGUAGAGAUUACAUGCCGGAACUGUCGCGGUCGCCUUUGGCGAUCUGAGCAGGAAGUUGUUGCGGCCACGCAGCCAGGUGAUGAUGAGAUUAAUUCUCUCAAGGCUCGGCAAAGCAGGCGUCAAUCCUGUACGUGCAACGCGAACGGUCUUGCUGGAGAAAUCCAGGAACAAGGCAUCAGUCCAUUGUUUGAUGAUAGGGCCGAAGAGGCUAUCGUUUACUCGCCGGAAUUACAAGCCGAGUUACCAACGCGUCAAGACCGUCCUGAUCGCGUAUAUGGGCUUCGGGUUACCGAGAGGCUGUCCCGACUGUUGCAAUCAGCGGGUACUGUCAGAAACAGUCCGUUUAGGGUUGAUGGCGACCCUCUUGUUUUCCCGUUCCUUGUGAUUGAAGCAAAAUCGGAAAAGGGCAGUGAUGCCUUUACCGACACUCAGGCUCAAACUGCUUUCGCUAUCAGAGAAAUGCUUUCUAUACAACACCAGUUAGCCGAGGCUGCUGAAAAAGAUGGAGAGUGGGACUCCGGCCCGCUCGUCUGGUUUUUGUCUUAUAAAGGUGAGCAGUGGAGGGCAUCUGCUGCAUAUAUCCAUACUACCAAGGGAAAGACGUCUUAUCGCGUUGUUCGUCUUUGGAGUGGCGGCGUUGACUCACUCGAUAACGCGCUGCAACUUCUUCUAAUAGUCGAUUAUAUGGCAGAUUGGGCUCGAGAUAUUUAUCGUGAAGGAAUCACCCGCAGCCUGCAGAAGAUUGCUCUCGCCGAUACCCAAAGCUUAGCUCACGAUACCGACAUCUUCUCUCUUGUAGGAAACGUUAAGAACUGGGAUUGUGGCACCCGCGAAAUGAGUGUACUUGGGGUCAGCCAACCAACCGAGGACCCUCUCCAGAGUUUCGACUGCGAAUACGCAUAUCUUAGAGAUUCCAGAUUUAUAACUACGAAGAUCGUUGGUCUCCUGAUCACUGAAAGCAACGUUGAUGAGUUCCUCGGUACCGCUGAGUCUAACAACGAUUUGAAAAAGCUUAUUGAUUCGCUGUUCUUAUGUAUGGAGCAGCCUAUUCGAGUCCAAGGGCACAUGUUGGAUGAACUGGAGUUUCUCUGGACAGAAACUGAGCGACGUUUCUUAGGACUGGCCCACCCAGACGAGAUCUUCUAUGUGGUUGUUACCUCGUCAUUCUACCUAACCACUAACUGGGAACAGACAAGAGAAUUGAACUAUCUCGCUGUUUCAGAGGCUCUUGUCAAAGACCUUGCCAAGAUAGGCGAUGUAAAGAUUCCUUCCCAACAUAUUGAACAGGCUCCUUUGGUCACCUCUCUCGCUGCAUUCAGAUGGCUGUUGCAAAGAACUGACAGAUACAACCUCGCUGCUUGUCUAUCAAGACUAUGUGUGGUCACUGGAACUAGGUGUCUUGACGAAAGAGGGCAUAGGAAAUGGGCAGAUCUUCCUACCGCAGCGGAAAGGUCUGGGUCGGUUGAUGAAAUCCCUUUGAUCAAACUUUGUCCACGCCCUCACGCACGAGACUUCGUAACCGGCAUCUACUUGAAGUACCAAGUUGGUAGAAACGAGCCAUCAUCAUCAAUUUUCAGACUAUCCACGGCAAUGGACAUUGUGUCUAGGACAGAGCAGCCUCCCCUAAGUGCCAGACCCUCUAUGGAGCCUGAGUGGCUAUGGAGACAGUGCGCGGGCUCAUCGUUUAUACACACCCGGAAUCAAACCCUGCUUCACGCUGUGUUGGAUUCGAUUCACCCUGGUUUCUCAACGCAAACGGUCUGUGUCUUUAUACUAGACACAGUUGCCGUUGAGCGUGGGAUAAGGCCAGACUCACUCCUCACGCCCCCAGAGUAUCAUGUUUCCGCCAAGCCCUACAAUCCAAAGAAUGCCUCCAGGCGGGGUUGGAAUUUCCAAUCCUUUGUCAAGCCCGGUGCAACUGAAGCUUUGAUAGAAUGCCUCCGUUUCUGGCGUAUACACCUGGAAAAUUGCCGCAUCUCCGUCAGAGGUUUACCGAUGAAAAAGUGGGAGAUCUUGAUGCUAGGUUGGAAAGUACCCUCCGUGACUAGCGAUGAGUCUCAAGUUACACCAGCGAGGCCUUUCAGCAGACUACCAUAUCAAGUAUCCCUCAAGGCGAGAUUACUAGGUCAAAGCGUGGAGGAGGUGUUGGUCAACAUGGUGCAAAGCGCUGUCGCUGCAGAUGAGGGAGAAUCGAGUACAGAUCGUGGUCACAAAAGGCCUAUAGGGGUUGUGGAAGAGAUUGACCUGACUGAAGAAGCGGCCCACUCUUCUCAACAAGCUCUGCAUCAACAAUCUUGGAUUAGGAAAUACUCUACAGACUUCCUUCCCGAUGAGGAGGUGGAGAAUAUGUUAAGAGCAGGAAAAUUUACAUAA
This is a messenger RNA of Fusarium coffeatum, 2388 nucleotides long. RefSeq lists its product as uncharacterized. The transcript has 4 exons. The record is from RefSeq and is a predicted model, not a curated record. Bases 1 to 2388 code for a protein of 795 amino acids. NCBI's taxonomy places the organism in Eukaryota, Fungi, Ascomycota, Sordariomycetes, Hypocreales, Nectriaceae.